AUGUCCCAUUUUUCACCUUUUAUCUUUAUUUUUAUUUGUUUAUCUUGUCUAGUGGUUAUUUCUCAUGCAAUAAAUAAUGGUUUUAGUGUUGAACUCAUUCACCGUGAUUCUUUCAAAUCACCACUUUACAAUCCCACACAAAUUAAAUUCCAAAGAAAUUUCAAUGUAAUGCAUCGGUCUAUCAGUCGUGCUAAUUAUUUCUAUAAAAAACUGUCUUCUCCUAAAAACAAACUUCAGUUAUAUUUGCCUUCUGAUAGCGCCGAAUAUCUCAUGGGUUAUUCAAUUGGCACCCCACCAUUUAAGGUUUAUGGAAUUUUAGAUACCGGUAGUAAUUUAAUUUGGCUUCAAUGCAAACCUUGUAAUUUAUGUUACAACCAAACCUCUCCUAUUUUUGAACCUUCAAAAUCUUCGAGUUACAAAAAUAUUAAAUGCUCUUCUAGAAUAUGUAAGUCUAUGGAAGAUACUUCUUGUUCUUAUGGUAGAGAUGUUUGCCAAUAUAAAUUGGAUUAUGGUCAUGGAUCAAAUACACAUGGAGAUCUUAGUGUAGAGACGUUGACAUUGGAUUCUGUCUCCGGAUCUUUUGUCUCAUUUCCUAAAAUUGUUAUAGGAUGUGGACAUAAUAAUGGUGAACCAAUGUAUAAUGGUCCAAGUUCAGGUGUAAUUGGCUUUGGAAGUGGAGAUACGUCACUAAUAAAACAAUUAGGAUCUUCAUUUGGGAAAAAAUUCUCAUAUUGUUUAAUUUAUGAGUACAAUAAGAAGGUUAAUAGAUCUAGCAAACUCAAUUUUGGAGAAAAUGCUAUUGUUACCGGUGAUAAUGUUGUUUCAACUCCUAUAGCCAAAAUGAAAGACUAUUACUUCCUAACUAUGAAAGCAUUUAGUGUGGGAACUAAAAGAAUAAAGUAUAAAGGAUUUAAACGUGAAGGAACAAAUGCUUCUACCCAUAAUAUCAUAAUUGACUCUGGUACACCCGCAUCUAUUCUUCCACACCGUGUUUACUAUAGGAUGAAAUCAGCGGUGAAAAAAAUGGUUAAAUUACCGCGUUUUCAUGAUCACACAGAAACAUUCCCCCUUUGUUACAAUACCACAUCCAAACAAAAAUUUCCACCAAUUACUGCACAUUUUAAAGGAGCAAACGUUAAGUUACAUUCUGAGGGAACCUUCUUUUCCCUAUAUAAAGGGGUUGAAUGCUUUGCAUUUCGCCCACAUAAAAAUGGAUUAGGUAUCUUUGGAAACAUGGCACAAGUGAAUUAUUUGGUUGGUUAUGACCUCAACAAAAACAUUGUCUCUUUCAAGCCUACUGAUUGUAUGAACUAUUAA
Molecule: messenger RNA, 1317 nt
Organism: Lathyrus oleraceus (garden pea)
Lineage: Eukaryota; Viridiplantae; Streptophyta; Magnoliopsida; Fabales; Fabaceae
Product: aspartic proteinase CDR1-like
Exons: 1
Coding region: 1-1317 (438 amino acids)
Cellular component (GO): extracellular region
Source: RefSeq, a predicted model, not a curated record